AUGUUGCAGUUACCAACAGAAAUCCAGCUUCUUAUCAUACAACAGCUUGACCAUGAGAAUCUCUCAAAUCUGGCCCUCACCUCACAUUGUUUCUGCACCCUAGCCACCCCUCUGCUUUACCAGAACCUCGACAACAGCAUCCACAACUUGGACCGAGUAGUAGAUACCCUGGGACGAAAUCCGUCACUCCGCGAAUAUCCCCGCUCCCUCAGAAUCGAGGCAUGGGAUCCGAAUCCGGCUCGGGAGGGAGAGAUAGAGUUGAUCGAUCCCGAGGAGGAGGACGCAGACUACUGGGGGUACCGAACCGGAUUGCUCUGCCGUCUAGCCAAGGCCGCAUCUCCCUCUAAGGAGGAAGGUGUUUCCUGGGCUCGCGACAUUAGGGCUGAGGAUUCAGAUGCGUGGAUUGCGCUGCUUCUUAUGUUUACACCUCGUCUGACUAGGCUCAGUGUGCAGUUCCCCGAGGCCGGUCGGUGGGUGCAGCGCGUUAUAGAGUGGACUCUGCGCAGGCAGUUUGCUGAUGAACUUCCCCUGCAGCAUGUGCAGGAUGUGUAUAUAUCAGCGCGAUGGUUUGAGUUCCAGGGCGACAAUGAGCGCGUCACCCAGUGGACGCUGAUGUUCCUGGGCUUACCGGCCCUGCGCCGGAUUGCUACAGACGGACUUUCUGGUGACGAUGAGGAGACGGCAAUCACAUGUUCAUCGUCAGUCACUCACAUCGCAAUCGAUUGUUGUAAGGGUCUGCAACACCUCGACAGGCUAGUUGCGAAUUGCCCCAAACUGGAGUCCUACCGGCACUGGUAUCAUCCACAGUCUUCGUGCAGACACAUACUCGAUCCCCGAGACUUUUACCCUGCUCUGCUGCGUACCAGAGAUACGCUUAAAGAGUUGUGGCUGGACAUAUUUCCUGGCUUCGUCAUUGAAAACGAAUAUGGUGUCCAUUGGCCGUCGUUCAGGGACUUUACCGUUCUCGAGCUGCUCCAUGUCCCCAUCUUUCUUCUUGGAGACUAUAAAGACAAUCCCGCAAAUCUUGAACCCAUUUUUCCCUCAUCUCUCAAGUCCCUCCAUGUAACCCAGGUUGACAAAUGGACUCUCUCUUCACUCCUGAAAUCACUCCUGGACUACAUCCCUACCACGCCCUCUCAAUUCAGAGAACUCAUAAUCGCGAAUAUGACUAUCCCGACUUUCCGGAGCGCCACCAUGGCGGCUGUUGAAAUGCACACGCGCACGCCGGACUUGACACCAGCUGAGCGCGCCGCACCGGUGAUACGAUAUGCUUCAGAGCUGCCAGAUCUGUGCAGGCAGCGCAAUAUCCGCUUUGGGAUCUAUGGGGAUCAGGAUCAGUCUUUGGAGUGUUGGACGCUUCCGGAUCCGUUUGAGUAUGCGCGGUAG
Aspergillus puulaauensis is the source of this 1386-nucleotide messenger RNA. RefSeq lists its product as uncharacterized. Bases 1 to 1386 code for a protein of 461 amino acids. The record is from RefSeq and is a predicted model, not a curated record. The transcript has a single exon. NCBI's taxonomy places the organism in Eukaryota, Fungi, Ascomycota, Eurotiomycetes, Eurotiales, Aspergillaceae. Gene Ontology annotation, molecular function: protein binding.